GUCAUUCUCCAAACAAAUCAUGCCAAUAAAGGCAACCCCUUUGGCUUCACUUCAGUCCAGACACUCAUUUUCCUACUCAAACAAAAACACUCAAAUUCAAACUGAAACAACAAAACAAAACAAAACAAAAUAACGUCUCUCAUGCUCUCAUUUGCCAAGUAACUCUCCUUGUUUGUUGUUUCUGUUAUAGAAAUGCUUAUGAAGCUUCAACUCUUGUACACCCACACACCCAUAUUCACAAUUGUAAACACUUACACAGACAAAGCAGAACAAGUUUCCAACAACACAGUUACAAAACAGAUAAUUCAUCUCAAAAACGGUACAAGCAUCGUUAAGCGCGUAGAAAAGAGUGGAGUUAGAAAAAAUCAAGACACCCAGUUGAAGAAACAGUGUCCUGAGAAGAAUUCAGAUGAUGGGGUUGUUCAAAAAACGAAAGGUGAUAUGCACACCAAGUGUUCGACGAAAUGUGUCUCUUACGGUAGAAUUAUUCCUUCCAUUUUGAAAGACUUGGAUAGGGUUCAGGAUGUUGAAGAAGCUUUAAGGCCGUGGGAAAACAAGAUUGACAACAAGAAAAAGAGUAUCAUUUUGAAACAGCAGAUGAAGUGGGAUAGAGCUUUGGAAAUUUUUAACUGGUUUGAUGAAAAUUCUCAUGAAUUGAAUGUGAAUCAUUACAACAUUAUGAUUUGGGUUCUUGGUAGAGCGCGUAAAUGGACGCUUUUGGAGGGUUUGUGGAAUCAGAUGAAGGCAAGAGGGAUUGUUGCUACCAAUUCUACUUAUGGAACUUUGAUUGAUGUUUAUAGUAAAGCUGGACUUAGAGAAGGCGCGCUUUUCUGGCUUGAGACUAUGCGUGUACAAAAGAACGAAGUUCGAAAAAAUCAAGACACCCAGUUGAAGAAACGGUGUACUGAGAAGAAUUCAGGUGAUGGGGUUCUCGAAAAAAGGAAAAUUGGUGUGUAUACCAAGUGUUUGACGAAAUCUGUCUCUUACGGCGGAAUUAUUCCUUUCAUUUUGAAAGAUUUGGAUACGAUUCAGGAUGUUGAAGAGGCUUUAAGACCGUGGGAAGUUAAGAUUAAUAACAAGGAAAGGAGUAUCAUUUUGAAGCAGCAGAUGAAGUGGGAUAGAGCUUUUGAAAUUUUUAACUGGUUUGAUGAAAAUUCUCAUGAAUUGAAUGUGAUUCAUUACAAUAUUAUGAUUAGGAUUCUUGGUAAAGCGCGCAAGUGGGCGGUUUUGGAGGGUUUGUGGAAUCAGAUGAAUGCUAGAGGGAUUGUUGCUACAAAUUCUACUUAUGGAACUUUGAUUGAUGUUUAUAGUGAAGCUGGAGUUAGAGAAGACGCGCUUUUCUGGCUUGAGACUAUGCUAGAACAUGGUAUUGAACCUGAUGAGGUGACUAUGGUGACUGUAGUUCAACUGUAUAAGAAAGCAGGAGAGUUUCAGAAAGCUGAGGAUUUUUUCAGAAAGUGGUCAUUAGGUGAACCUUUGAGGCCAAAUAAUCAUCAUACGACGGAUGCUCUGGAAUUGGACGAGAGGACAUCGUUUUUAAAUGCUUCUUUUGGGUCACAUACUUAUAACACUUUGAUUGAUACAUAUGGAAAGGCUGGUCAGCUUAAAGAAUCUUCGGAAACAUUUGUUAAGAUGCUUAAACAAGGCAUCCCACCUACCAGGGUGACAUUCAAUACAAUGAUUCACAUUUGUGGGAACCAUGGACGGUUAGAAGAAGCAAGUUCACUUCUUCGGAAAAUGGAAGAAUUGCGAUGCUCACCUGACACAAGGACCUAUAAUACUCUUAUCUCUCUCCAUACCAAGCAUAACGAUGUAGACAUGGCCACAAAAUAUUUUAAAAGAAUGAAGGAGUCCUGCCUUGAGCCAGAUCAUGUGAGUUACCGUACCCUCUUGUAUGCAUACUCAAUAAGGAAAAUGGUUCGUGAAGCAGAAGAGCUUAUAACUGAGAUGGAUGAGAAGGGCCUUGAAAUUGAUCAGUUCACCCAGUCUGCUCUAACUCGGAUGUACAUCGAAGCAGGAAUGCUUCAACAGUCCUUGUUAUGGUUUCAGAGGUUUCAUCUGGCUGGCAAUAUGACAUCUGAGUGCUAUGCUGCCAACAUUGAUGCAUAUGGGGAACAGGGACAUAUUUCGGAAGCUGAGAGAGUCUUCCUUUGGUGCCAAGAAAGGAAGAAUCUCAGUGUCCUUGAGUUCAAUGUGAUGAUUAAAGCUUAUGGUAUAGGGAAAUGCUACGAUAAAGCGUGUCAGUUGUUUGAUAGUAUGGAUACACAUGGUGUAGUUGCAGACAGAUGCAGCUAUAGUUCUCUCAUACAAAUUUUGGCCACUGCUGACCAGCCACACAUUGCCAAACCUUAUUUGAAAAAGAUGCAGAUGGCAGGAUUAGUGACUAAUUGCAUCCCAUACUGUGCUGUGAUUUCCAGUUUUGUAAAAUUAGGGCAAUUGGAAAUGGCAGAAGGUGUGUACAGGGAAAUGAUUAGACAUGGUGUGAAACCUGAUGAUAUAGUUUAUGGGGUAUUGAUCAAUGCUCUGUAUGAUGCUGGAAGGGUUAAAGAAGCCGUCAGUUAUGCUGAUGAAAUGAAAAGAUCUGGCUUGCCGGGGAAUACAGUUAUAUAUAAUUCUCUGAUUAAGUUAUAUACAAAAGUUGGCUACCUGAAAGAAGCACAAGAAACAUACAAGUUGGUUCAAUCAUCAGAAGAAGGUCCUGCAGUAUAUUUGUCAAAUUGUAUGAUCGAUCUGUAUACUAGACAAUCUAUGGUUGACCAAGCAAAAGAGAUAUUCGAGACCUUAAAGAAAAAUGGAACUGCCAAUGAGUUUUCCUUUGCAAUGAUGUUAUGUUUGUACAAGAAAAUUGAAAGGUUUGAUGAAGCCGUUCAAAUUGCAAACCAGAUGAGAAAAUUAGGACUUUUGACAGAUUCAUUAAGUUAUAAUAAUGUGCUUGACCUGUAUGCUACUGCUGGGAGACCCAAAGAAGCGGUAGAGACCUUCAAGGACAUGGUAACAGGUUCCAUUCAACUCGAUGGUUGUAGUUUAAGAUCACUUAGAAAUCUUUUGCUUAGAUACGGAGCAUCAAGGCAAGCUGUUGACAAAUUACAAGUAUUGAUGAAAAAGGAUGCUUCCCAUGGUUUGCAGGCAUUGAUGUCAGCACUCACAAGUCUGAUUGAAAUAGAUGAUUAUGAUAACGAAUAGAUAUAUCCUCUGCAACUGGUCUUCAUUGACAUUGCUUGGUCAGGCUUGCAAAGUUUGGUUGAUGGAUAUGACAACGCCAUCGGCAUGACAGCAUAUUCGAAUUUUGAAGUGCAUUCUAUAUGGAAGAUUGACAUGAUCCUGCGAUCGGUAUGCUUCAUUUUGAUCCAGUCUUACGGCUUAAUAGGGCCAAUAAGAAUUUGGGUUGAAGCUAUUGGUCGUGCGAAUAGACAAGUUCCCUAAGGUGAUCUAUGAACUGGGCAUGGAUCGAAGACUGCCUUGUACUUGUGGCCAAAGGCAAACCAGGGAAUUCUGAAGCCUUGACUUCUAACAUAAUUACAGUGAGAAGGAAUCUAAAGAAGGCAAGCUCGAUUCUUUAAUAUUUGGAUGAACCAUGCAAUGAAGUGUAAAUUAAAAAACAGUAGAUAUUUUUUGGACCUUUCUUGUAUAAGUUGUUGUAUAUGUAAAAUCGAUAAUUCUGUUUUGAGCUGGGAA
Molecule: messenger RNA, 3675 nt
Organism: Trifolium pratense (red clover)
Lineage: Eukaryota; Viridiplantae; Streptophyta; Magnoliopsida; Fabales; Fabaceae
Product: pentatricopeptide repeat-containing protein At3g23020-like
Exons: 1
Coding region: 193-3183 (996 amino acids)
Molecular function (GO): protein binding
Source: RefSeq, a predicted model, not a curated record